Carya illinoinensis is the source of this 1058-nucleotide messenger RNA. RefSeq names its product 40S ribosomal protein S9-2-like. The transcript is spliced from 3 exons. Bases 184 to 777 code for a protein of 197 amino acids. Gene Ontology annotation, molecular function: structural constituent of ribosome; rRNA binding. The record is from RefSeq and is a predicted model, not a curated record. Gene Ontology annotation, cellular component: cytosolic small ribosomal subunit. Lineage: Eukaryota; Viridiplantae; Streptophyta; Magnoliopsida; Fagales; Juglandaceae. Gene Ontology annotation, biological process: translation; positive regulation of translational fidelity.
UAACUUGACUUUCCGAAAAGAAACGGGGCUCCCAUCUCCAAAUGCAUGGCAAACUGAUAGUUUCGUCCAUGGACUCUGGGUUUAGGGUUUGUGUAUUUAGCAGAAACUGUCACCUUCUUGUCUCUUCCUUUUGACUCCGCACUCUCUUCCCUUCGCCGCAUCUUAUUGGAAGCCGACGGAGAUAUGGUCCACGUCAGUUUCUACCGGAACUAUGGGAAGACUUUCAAAAAGCCACGCCGUCCGUAUGAAAAGGAACGAUUGGAUCAUGAGCUGAAGCUUGUGGGAGAGUAUGGGCUCCGAUGUAAGAGAGAGCUGUGGAGGGUUCAAUAUGCUUUGAGCCGCAUCCGUAAUGCUGCCAGGGAACUUCUCACUCUGGAUGAGAAGAAUCCUCGUAGGAUAUUUGAGGGUGAGGCCCUUCUCUGUAGAAUGAACAGUUACGGGCUCUUGGAUGAGAGCCAGAACAAGCUUGAUUAUGUCCUGGCUCUGACUGUGGAGGACUUCCUUGAGCGCCGACUCCAAACCCUUGCAUUCAAGUCAGGUAUGGCCAAGUCGAUUCACCAUGCUCGUGUGCUUAUUAGGCAGAGGCAUAUCAGGGUUGGAAGGCAGGUAGUUAACAUACAUUCUUUCAUGGUGAGAAUUGAUUCUCAGAAACAUAUUGAUUUCUCUCUCACUAGUCCAUUUGGAGGUGGACGCCCGGGCAGAGUGAAGCGAAAGAACCAGAAGGCAGCUGCCAAGAAGGCUGCUGGUGGGGAUGGAGAUGAAGAGGAUGAAGAAUGACGCUUAGGCUAGCUCCAACCCUACGCCAGGAAGCAUUCGAGUCUUUUUCUUGCUUUGUGCCGGUAUUACAUUUGUUUCAUUUCUCCUUGGGUCUUUUUUUUUUUUUUUUGGGGGGGGGGGGAGGGAGGAACCGAAUCCUAAUGGAUUUUGGUACAUUUUUUUAUGCCUUUAGGAUCUGUUUGGAAUGGAAGAGGAAUGCCUUCUGUUGGAUCAACACGGUUUACGUUUUAACUUUAGUGAAUGAAAUUAUCAAGAAAUGACGACUAUAGAACGUUUUGUAA